AUGGUAUCUACAAUGACAAACCACUUGACCCUGUUCUGUCUUGUUGAUGGAGCAUUCCCUGUCGAGAUUGAGUCAACCAAGACAAUCGGUGACCUCAAGAAGCUCAUCAAGGCUGAGCAGAGUCCUGACUUUGACGACAUUGUUGCAAACAACCUCACCCUUUGGCGCGUCUCCAUUCCUGACGACGAGAACGACGACGAACAACCCAUCUAG
This is a messenger RNA of Linnemannia hyalina, 213 nucleotides long. Lineage: Eukaryota; Fungi; Mortierellomycota; Mortierellomycetes; Mortierellales; Mortierellaceae. The record is from the annotation of a GenBank genome assembly.